AUGUCUGGAAGCAAAAGUCCCAGGGUUUUGAUAGUAGAUAUAGUAAGUGAGCUGAUAGUGGAUGACCCUGUGAAAUAUUCAGAGAAGAUUCCAGUGUUCCGGAAGAUUACUCUUAUGAAUACAAAAUGUGAAUUUGUUGGGUUGGACAUCCAGGAUGAUAUGGGGCGACAUGAGGUUGGUUUCCAAGACAACACAGAGAAGAUCCCCAUGUAUGAUGAUAACGGCUGCCGAAUGGAGACACACUUUCUCAUCAACAAGGUGCCAGGCAAUUUCCACGUAUCAACUCACUCAGCCAAAUCCCAGCCCACAGCAGGUGACAUGAGACACGUGGUGCACAAGCUGAGGUUUGGCAUGGACCUGGAGGCUGGCAAGGAUGUGAAGGGAUCCUUUAACCCCAUGGAGUCUCUGGACAAGGCUGGAGGCAAUGGUAAGGAGGUGAGGGGAUCCUUCAACCCCAUGGAGUCUCUAGACAAGGCUGGAGGCAAUGCACAGGCUACCCAUGACUACAUAGUACGUGUGGUCCCCUCGGUGUAUGUGAGCAUGAACGGUAACAAGAGGUUCCCCUACCAGUACACCUACUCCUACAGGGAAAAGCUUAUUGCAAACAAAAAUCCAGCGGUGUGGUUCAAAUAUCAGUUGAGCCCGAUAACUGUUCAGUACAGGGAAAUGAGGAAACCCCUGUAUCACUUCCUGACAACUGUCUGUGCUAUUAUCGGAGGAACGUUCACUGUGGCCGGAAUUUUGGACUCCUGUAUAUUCACAGCACAUGAAAUCAUUAAGAAGAUUGAGAUCGGCAAACAAAGCUGAAUGGAUCCCUGCUCUUAGGUCUUAUCAAAUGUAUGAUAUUUUACUCUGGCUGCUGAAGUACACUGAGAAUUGAAAGUGUAAAAAUGUGCACAUUUUUGAGCUUAAAAUAAAAUGAGAAUUUGUCAUAUUGAA
Molecule: messenger RNA, 939 nt
Organism: Dreissena polymorpha
Lineage: Eukaryota; Metazoa; Mollusca; Bivalvia; Myida; Dreissenidae
Product: endoplasmic reticulum-Golgi intermediate compartment protein 1-like
Exons: 7
Coding region: 1-807 (268 amino acids)
Biological process (GO): retrograde vesicle-mediated transport, Golgi to endoplasmic reticulum; endoplasmic reticulum to Golgi vesicle-mediated transport
Cellular component (GO): Golgi membrane; endoplasmic reticulum; endoplasmic reticulum membrane
Source: RefSeq, a predicted model, not a curated record